ACCCCCUGCCAGUUACUGGGACAAUUUCAUCUAAACGGGAUGCACAAGGCUGGAGAUGUGGUUCUGGGUGGGCUGUUCGAGAUCCACUUCUUUUCUGUCUUUCCUGACCUGUCUUUUACCUCAGAGCCACAACAGCCUACCUGUCACAGUUUUGAUGUUCUAGGAUUUAAGCAAGCCCAGACCAUGGCCUUUGCUAUUGAUGAGAUCAACAGAAACUCCAACCUGCUGCCUAAUGUGACUCUGGGUUAUAGUCUGUAUGACAACUGCGUCAAACUAGGUAUUGGAUUCCGUGCAGCGUUGUCAUUAGCCAGCGGUCUAGAGGAGCAGUUAAUGCUGGACAAGACCUGUGCAGGAAACCCUCCAGUCCUAGGAAUUGUGGGUGAUUCUUCCUCCACACGUUCUAUUGCCAUCUCCUCUGUCUUAGGUUUGUACAGAGUACCUAUGGUGAGUUAUUUUGCCACAUGUUCAUGCCUGAGUGACCGGCAGAAGUUUCCAUCCUUUUUUAGGACGAUUCCAAGCGAUGCUUUCCAGGUGCGUGCUAUGAUUCAGAUUCUCAGGCGCUUUGGCUGGACUUGGGCAGGUCUGCUGAUCAGUGAUGAUGAUUAUGGACUCCAUGCUGCCCGAUCCUUCCAAUCUGACCUGGCUCAGUCUGGUGGAGGCUGUCUGGCCUACUUAGAGGUUUUGCCCUGGGGCAAUGAUCCAGCUGAACUCAGGAGGAUUGUGGAGUUUAUGAGGAAAUCUACGGCUCGUGUGGUCAUUGUGUUUGCACAUGAAAGUCACAUGAUCAACCUCAUGAAAGAGGUGGUGAGGCAGAAUGUGACAGGCCUGCAGUGGAUGGCCAGUGAAGCCUGGACUGCAGCUACUGUGCUUCAGACUCCUCAGCUCAUGCCGUACCUGGGUGGCACUCUGGGCAUUGCUAUCCGUCGAGGACACAUACCAGGGUUCAGGGACUUUCUGCUACAACUACGUCCUGAACUACAACACAACAACAGCUUUGGAAAUAACAUGGUAAAUCAGUUUUGGGAACACACAUUUCAGUGUAAAUUUGCACCACCUCAAGCAGGUUGGGUGGAAGCUGGGGGAUCACUAUGCACUGGACAGGAAGAUCUAGAAAAUGUGGACACUGAGUUCUUGGACAUCUCCAACCUCAGACCAGAAUAUAAUGUGUACAAGGCUGUGUAUGCCCUGGCAUAUGCUCUUGAUAACAUGCUGCAGUGUGAGCCAGGGAGAGGACCUUUCAGUGGGCACAGCUGUGGCAGUUUGCAAAGACUGGAGCCAUGGCAGCUUGUGUAUUACUUGGAAAAGGUCAACUUCACCACACCGUUUGGUGAUCAAGUGUCAUUUGAUGAGAAUGGUGAUGCCUUACCAAUAUAUGAUGUCAUGAACUGGUUGUGGCUCCCUGAUGGACAAACUAAAGUUCAGAAUGUAGGUGAGGUGAAAGAGUCAGCCAAAGGUGAAGAACUCACACUUGAUGAAGAUAAAAUCUUCUGGAACUUUGAAUCCAAACAGCCACCCCGGUCAGUGUGCAGUGAGAGUUGUCCUCCAGGUACACGCAUGGCUAGAAUAAAGGGGAAACCUGCAUGCUGCUUUGCAUGCAUCCCUUGUUCUGAGGGGAAGAUCAGCAAUAUGACUGACUCCAUAAAGUGCACCAGUUGUCCAGAGGAUUUCUGGUCCAGCCCUCAACGUGACCACUGUGUUCCUAAGAAAACAGAGUUCCUCUCCUAUAAUGAGCCUCUGGGUAUCUGUUUGACAACUGCCUCAUUGUUGGGCACAUUUAUAUGUGUUGUUGUGCUGGGAAUCUUUAUCCACCAUCGUAGCACCCCUAUAGUACGCGCCAACAAUUCAGAACUGAGUUUCCAGCUAUUGCUGUCUCUUAAAUUAUGUUUCCUUUGCUCACUGCUCUUUAUUGGACGUCCCAGGCUGUGGACAUGCCAACUGAGACAUGCAGCAUUUGGGAUCAGCUUUGUGUUUUGUGUAUCAUGCAUCCUGGUGAAAACCAUUGUGGUUCUGGCUGUGUUCAAGGCCUCCAAGCCAGGAGGUGGAGCCCAUCUGAAGUGGUUUGGUCUUUUGCAGCAGAGAGGAACAGUUCUGGUUCUUACUUCUAUUCAGGCACUAAUUUGCACUGCUUGGCUUGUCUCUUCCUCACCAGCUCCUCAUAAAAACACUCAAUACCACAAUGACAAGAUAGUUUAUGAGUGUGUAGUUGGGUCCACGGUUGGUUUUGGAGUGUUACUGGGCUAUAUUGGCUUACUGGCCAUCCUCAGUUUUCUGUUAGCAUUCCUGGCAAGGAAUCUUCCAGAUACUUUCAAUGAGGCCAAACUCAUCACUUUCAGCAUGCUGAUCUUCUGUGCAGUGUGGGUGGCCUUUGUCCCUGCUUAUGUCAGUUCACCAGGCAAGUAUGCAGAUGUAGUUGAGGUAUUUGCCAUCCUAGCCUCCAGUUUUGGCCUCUUGGUGUCACUGUUUGGUCCCAAAUGUUACAUUAUCCUGUUGAGACCAGAGAGGAACACAAAGAAAGCGAUCAUGGGUCAUGGCACCGAGUCAUAAAACCUGCACUUAGUUUCAUAAGACAGAAUUAAUCAAUCUUCUCUGUACAGUACAAAAAUACAGGCAGAAAAAUAGGUUAAGAGUAGUAGCAAUGUUCAAUUACUAAGAAAAAAUGGCUAAUAAUGAACU
Molecule: messenger RNA, 2673 nt
Organism: Epinephelus moara (kelp grouper)
Lineage: Eukaryota; Metazoa; Chordata; Actinopteri; Perciformes; Serranidae
Product: extracellular calcium-sensing receptor-like
Exons: 11
Coding region: 40-2544 (834 amino acids)
Biological process (GO): G protein-coupled receptor signaling pathway
Cellular component (GO): membrane
Molecular function (GO): G protein-coupled receptor activity
Source: RefSeq, a predicted model, not a curated record